AUGAUUGAAAACAUAAAGCAAGAUCAAUAUGACGAGUUGAUGGCCCGCCUAAAUGCCUUAGCCUCUCGUGAGGCAGACUUGCGAGAUGCCCUUUACGCGAACAUGAUAUCUACGGAGAACACCAACAAUGAGCUCCGUAUCCUCAAAAUUCGAGCCUACGACCAAGAUAAAACCAUGGAAUUGGAAGUUAUCCAAGAGGGACUGAGAGAACAAGAAGUACAGCUGACCGUGGAUCACCACCACGCCUGUUCUCAGUGCGCAGAGGUUGAGAGCUUGCUCAACCUGCUUGGCCACACCUAG
Penicillium vulpinum is the source of this 300-nucleotide messenger RNA. RefSeq lists its product as uncharacterized. The record is from RefSeq and is a predicted model, not a curated record. The transcript has a single exon. The coding region runs from base 1 to 300 and encodes 99 amino acids. NCBI's taxonomy places the organism in Eukaryota, Fungi, Ascomycota, Eurotiomycetes, Eurotiales, Aspergillaceae.